Molecule: messenger RNA, 1446 nt
Organism: Diplodia corticola
Lineage: Eukaryota; Fungi; Ascomycota; Dothideomycetes; Botryosphaeriales; Botryosphaeriaceae
Product: arf gtpase-activating protein
Exons: 6
Coding region: 1-1446 (481 amino acids)
Biological process (GO): COPI coating of Golgi vesicle
Molecular function (GO): GTPase activator activity
Source: RefSeq, a predicted model, not a curated record
AUGGCGGCCACCAAGCAGGAGUCGCAGAAGAUUUUCGAGAAGCUCAAGACCAAGCCCGCCAACAAGAUAUGCUUCGACUGCGGCGCCAAGAACCCCACCUGGUCGUCGGUGCCCUUUGGCAUCUACUUGUGCCUCGACUGCUCCGCCAACCACCGUAACAUGGGCGUGCACAUCUCCUUUGUGCGCUCCACCAACCUCGACAUCUGGCAAUGGGACCAGCUCCGCCUCAUGAAGGUCGGCGGCAACGAGUCGGCCACCAAGUACUUCCAGACCAACGGCGGAACCGCCGCCCUGAACAGCAAGGACCCCAAGGCCAAGUACAGCUCCAACGCCGCCACAAAGUACAAGGAGGAGUUGGCCAGGAGGGUUACUCUGGACAAGAAGCAAUUCCCUGAGGAGGUCACCAUCACCGACGUGCCCGACGUCGAGACCUCCGGCUCCAACACUCCCGCCGGCGACGAGGACGAUUUCUUCUCGUCCUGGGACAAGCCCACCAUCAAGCGCCCCAGCAACCCGCCCUCGCGCACCGGCACCCCAGCCUCCGGCAGCCGUACCGCCUCGCCUUUCCUCAACGCUUCCUCCAACGGCAACGGCACCGCCCGCUCCAAGUCGCCGCUCUCCGCCGGCGCCGACUCCACCCCUGCCGCUCCCCGCGCCGUUCCCGCAUCUGCCAUCCGCAGCAAGACCACCACCACAGCGAAGCCAAAGGCCAACAUCCUCGGCGCAAAGAAGAAAGGUCUGGGCGCAAAGAAGGUCGUGGCGAGCGGCGGAGAUGGUCUCGAUUUCGAGGAGAUGGAGCGCAAGGCAAAGGAAGAGGCCGAACGCAUUGAGAAGCUGGGAUACGAUGCUGAAGCCGAGCGCGCGGCCGCGGAGGAGGCCGCAAAGGCCAAGGAGGCUGAGAGCCGCGCCAACAUCGUCAGCCCGACGCCCGUGAGCCCGCGCGGCGGGUUUGGCUCCACCAGCAAGGAGCGCAACAGCGGCGACGUCGAGCGCCUGGGCAUGGGUGUCGCAAGGCUGGGUUUCGGCCAGGUCGGGUCCAGCAAGCCUGCUGCUGCGCCCAAGAAAAUGGGCGGUUUUGGCUCUACGAGCCGGGCGGUUGAUGAUGAUUCCGAACGCUUCGCUCGCCAAAAGUUUGGCACGCAAAAGGGCAUCUCAUCCGACGAAUUCUUCGGUCGCGGCAGCUUCGACCCUUCUGCACAGAACGAGGCCAAGACGCGCCUGCAAGGUUUCGAGGGAGCGACCUCCAUCAGCAGCAACGCAUAUUUCGGACGGCCUGAGGAGGACGGUCCUGCUGGUGAUGACUACGGCGAUCUCGAAAACGCGGCUAAGGAUUUCGUGCGGAAGUUUGGAAUCACAGCUGGCGAUGAUCUGGACAACCUAUCGAACCUGUUGGGAGAGGGCGCAACAAGGUUGCAGGGCGCCAUCCGCAACUACCUCAACAGCUAG